Messenger RNA from Peromyscus leucopus (white-footed mouse), 1601 nucleotides. RefSeq names its product arrestin 3 (gene Arr3). The record is from RefSeq and is a predicted model, not a curated record. Gene Ontology annotation, molecular function: G protein-coupled receptor binding. NCBI's taxonomy places the organism in Eukaryota, Metazoa, Chordata, Mammalia, Rodentia, Cricetidae. The coding region runs from base 347 to 1492 and encodes 381 amino acids. Gene Ontology annotation, biological process: signal transduction; G protein-coupled receptor internalization; visual perception. The transcript has 18 exons.
UUCCUCUCACAUCUCGGUGGCCUGAAUUUCAUCAUGCCUAGAAAACCCAGUCACUCUCAAAGAGAUGAAACAACCCUAGCCAAUUUGCCGAGAGAGGCUCUGGAGGAGGGCAGAUGCGACUAAAAAUGCCUACAUGGGGCCCUCGGUGAGAAGGAAGGCCCAGUUCAGCCAGCCACAGCCACAGCUAUCCUCUGAGGACUAGAGAGCCCAUCUCAAGGGCUGAAGACUGCGGCUGUGCUCAUCACUGCGGGAGACUGGACUGUGAUGAGGAAAAUAGGGGCUAAAUAACUGAGCUUUCCUCCUUCGCUCAUCUCAGGCAAGAUUCAACAUAAAUUCCAACGCCAGCAUGUCCACCGUGUUUAAGAAGAGCAGCUCCAAUGGGAAGCUUUCUAUCUACCUGGGGAAACGAGACUUCAUGGAUGCUUCCGACACCGUGGAGCCCAUUGAUGGAGUAAUCCUUGUGGACCCGGAGUACUUAAAAGGUCGAAAGAUGUUUGUCAUGUUGACAUGUGCCUUUCGCUACGGCCGUGAGGACUUGGAUGUGAUUGGCCUGACAUUCCGCAAAGAUCUCUACGUACAGGCCAAGCAAGUGGCUCCAGCUGAACCCACCAGCAUCCAGGGCCCCCUCACAGCUUUACAGGAGCGGCUUCUGCGCAAACUCGGGGCCAAUGCCUACCCUUUCACACUUCAGAUGGCUGCUAACCUGCCCUGCUCGGUGACACUGCAGCCUGGGCCUGAAGAUUCAGGAAAGCCUUGUGGGGUUGACUUUGAAGUGAAGAGUUUCUGUGCAGAAAAUCUGGAUGAGAAAAUCCCUAAGAGCGAUUCUGUGCAGCUGGUUAUACGGAAAGUGCAGUUUUCAGCCCUGGAACCAGGCCCUGGUCCCUGCUCCCAGACCAUUCGCAGCUUCUUUCUGUCAGCUCAGCCCCUACACCUCCAGGCCUGGAUGGACAGAGAGGUUCACUACCAUGGAGAAGCUAUUUCUGUCCAUGUUUCUAUCAACAACUGUACCAACAAGGUCAUCAAAAGAAUCAAGAUUGCAGUUGUGCAGGUCACAGAUGUUGUCCUGUAUUCACUAGACAAGUACACGAAGACUGUGUUCAUUCAGGAGUUCACGGAGACAGUAGCUGCUAACUCCAGCUUCUCCCAGACCUUUGCAGUAACCCCACUCCUGGCCACCACCCACCAGAAACAGGGCCUGGCACUGGAUGGCCAACUCAAGCAUGAAGCUACCAAUCUGGCCUCUAGCACAAUUCUUCGACCUGGGAUGAACAAGGAGCUUCUGGGGAUCCUGGUGUCCUACAAAGUUAGAGUCAACCUGAUGCUGUCCUAUGGGGGCAUCCUCCGAGGUCUUCCAGCCAGUGAUGUUGGUGUGGAGCUGCCCCUGAUCUUGAUCCAUCCAAAGCCAUCUCAUGGUGAGAGACCAGUGGCUACCAGCUCGGAGGACAUAGUCAUCGAGGAGUUUAUGCAGCAGGCCAGCCAGGCCCAGGACUAGACAGCUCCAGCAGCAAACGGAGUUACGAGAAGCCAGUAGCCUCUCUCUGAUAAUCCUGUGUGCAAGUCUUCACUGCAACACUCUAAUAAAUUGCUUUGUCCAGACAUGG